GUAGCUUUAAAGGGGAACCCAGCCUUGGCAAUAAAAUGUUGUGUUGGGAAGGAGAAAAAUAAAUUAAACAGAUUGGUGAAAGUUUGAAAGAAAUCGGACAAGCAAUAAGAAAGUUAUAGCUGCUUAAAGAUUGAGAUCACUAGUACUAUGUAGAUUUCAAAUUGGCAACUGGGUAAGUAAAUUAUGACAAGGGGCAAGGACAACUUUCCCAUAGGCCAUGUACUUUAUCAUCAGGGAUUUGUGGUUUUCUCCUAAGUACCCAUUCCCCUGGGGCAGUAAUCUAAAUAUAACCCAGGUAGUAUAUUGUUUAUAAGUCCUCAUGAAAGAAAAAUAUAAUUUGAAAUAAUUUUUUUUGGAAAAAUGAUAUUUUAGCCAUAAUAUGUAUUGGAGUACAUGGAAGAGUAGUCCUUGCCUUACAUCACUAUGACAUCCCAUAUGCGGCCAAUUUGAAGUCUCUAUGGGUAUAGUGAUUACCAAUAUUUACAACUUUUAAAAAUUCAUAACUUUCUUGUCGUUUGUCCAAUAUUGUUCAAACUUUCACCUAUCAACUUGUCUGAUUUUUUCUUUUCCUUAUGAAAAUAAGAUUUUAUUUGGGUUGGAUUCCCCUUUAACACUGUCAUGAUUUAAAAUCUAUUUUAGUAUACCUGUCAUGCCUUUCUAAUAUGUUUGAUUUUUAUUGUUUUUUUUUUGUCUCUAACAGUAUUUUCUGAUAGUUCUGUUGCUGCUUCUAGCCGAGGUUGUUUCUACAUCGUUAUUAUUUGCAUUUAGAUCAAAGGUGGAAUCAUUUGUGAAUACAAAAUUAGAUUCAACGAUAAAGACCCAAUAUGGCCAGGAGAAUCGAGACGGGACGACAGAGGCAAUUGAUGCCAUGCAGAGGAUGCUAAUGUGCUGCGGAAACCAUAACUUCACAGAUUGGGAGGAUAGCGAUUGGUAUUUGAAGGAGAAUCCAGACAACAUGACGCAGACGAUUCUCUAUGUUCCUCAGUCUUGCUGCAUCGCAGACGGAGAUAAACUAAGGAAUAGAGCGGUGUGUCAAGAAUCGCCUGAAGAUAUUAAUCCAGAAAGGCAUUCGGAGGGCUGUUUUAAUGCUCUAUAUUCCAAACUACUUGACUACAUAUGGGUUGUAGGAGGUAUAGGGAUAGGAGUAGCUGUUUUACAGGUAUUGCUGUUAAUAUUAGCAGUCGUGCUCCUGCGGAACGUAAUAGAUGACGACGACGAGUACGAAGAUUAACGGCUUGUUCCUUUUUCCAUUUAUGAUUGCUGUAGGCCUAUCUUUGGUCCAGAAUAUGAUUUUUUUUUAACAUGACUCCUUUGUGUUAUUUACAUCUUCUAUUAUGCUUUUUACACUAGCAAAAAUUUCCUUAACCCUGUACAACAGGUGGGGCUAAAUUGCCUUUUAUCCCAACUGAUAGUACAGGGUAAGCUUCGGCCACUUUCAUUUUACAGCAGGGUUAAGCAAGUGGGCUUAACCCCACCUAUAGUGCGGGAUUAUUUGGCCCUGCAAAAUAUCAGGGUUAGCCGAGCAAUUGCAGUGCUACGAGUGAUAGUCCAGGGAUAAGAUCUCUACUAGUGUGUAUAGAGAAACCCAGGCCAAGCCGAGGACAGUGCUCGAUGUACAGUGCCGCUCUCGGUAAACUUGACACUGCGGUUUAUCGCGGUUAAUCGCGGGAGCGCGUACGCGUUUAACUUCGAUCACCACAGGCCAUCGUACAUUUUGAUAUAGCGCCAGCUACGUUGAAAUUUCGUAAAUUCUACCGGCGUUUCCUUGCGCGCACGCGGUACCGCAGUUUGGAUCGUACGUGUACAUGUAUGCAAGUGACAUUGCAUUUUUCGGAAAGUAAUUAUCUUUUAGCUGUUUUGAAUAUUACUUUUGAUUCUCAUGUCAUUUUUUUUUUUAUUGUUGAUUAAUGAUCAUUUAAAGGAUUUUCAAAUUAUUGAUUUGGUGAUGUGAUCGGAGGUGCAAGUUAUUGGGGUUUUAAAAAUAGUUGCUUCAGCCGUUGUUUUGAGUUUUGGGAGUGAUGCGGGCUUGAAAUGUGUUCAUGGUCACUAGAUGAAUCAUUGCGGCACCAUGAUGAUGCUGCAAAUUCAUCUUUUUUUCAAGUUUAACAAUGUUUCAAUUAGAUGUUUUACCCAUUUUUUAACAUUUUAGUUUUUAACCAUUUUUAAAAUACAUAGAAUAUCAUUUGAGAACAAAUACAUGAUUCUUAUUUUUGUUAAAGUCUUAGGCCUAUAUACAUGUUGCUUGUUUUCUUUCUCAAUUAUUUGACGCUUUCUUUAUCAUUUUUUUGUUUCUUUCGUUCCUUCAUCCCUUCUUGUUUUAUUUUCCUUUCUUUUCUUAUUUCAUUUCUUUCCUCCCUCUAUUCCAUUAUAAUUCUUUUUUGCUUCCUUUCAUCCUUUCCUUCCUGUGCCUUUUUUGAUGUCCAUCCUACUUUUUAUAGUUUUCUUGUCUUCCCUUUUCGUUUUGUUGUUUAAAUUAUUCUUUUCUUACUCUCAAUUUCCCUUUCUUCCCUUUUUUCUUUGUUCAAUCUUUCUUUCUUUCAUUCUCCCCUUCAUCUUUCGCUUUCAUCUUUGUGUAUUGGCUUACUUCGUUCCCCUCGAAGUUUUCAAUGAUCCCGCGUAUAUACAAUAAAUGAAUUUCCGAGAAUGACACAAGAUUUACCGAUAAUCAUUAUUACAAUUACAGUAAUAACUCGUAUUAUUAUUAUUAUUAUUAUUAGAGAGAUGUAUUAUUUCGUUUGUCAACGUCAUACUCUACAUGUAUCUAUUAUUUUUUGACUUCCACUACUUCGUUUAUUGUCUGUUGGCAGACUUCGUUCAACUCGGAGUUUUCAAUGAUCCCGCGAAUAAUUAAUGAAUUCCCGAGAAUGAAACAAGAUUUACCGAGUUGGUGACAAACUUCGAUUUAAAGAGAUAAUUAUUAUCAUUACAAUUACAGUAAUUAUUAUUAUUAUUACGAGAGGUAUUGUUUCGUUUGUCAAUGUCUAUAGAAUUCCAUUGCUUCGUUUAUUGCGUAUUUGCAAACUUCGUUCAACUCGGAGCUUUCAAUGAUCCCGCGCAUAAUAAAAUGAUUUCCCAAGAAUGACACAAGAUUUACCGACUUGGUGACAAACUUCAAUUUAAAGAUAGAAUUACAUGUAUUAUUACAAUUACAGUAAUUAUUAUCAUUAUUAUUAGGAGAGAGAUGUAUCAUUUCGUUUGUCAAUGUCGUACAUGUAUUUUGUUGAAUUCCAUUUCUUCGCUCGUUGUUGUAUUGGCAGACGUCGUUCCCCUCGGAGUUUUCAAUGAUCCGCGCAUAAUAAAUGAAUUCCCGAGAAUGACAAUAUUUUACUGACUGGGAGGCAAAUUUUGAUUACAAGCUAUAUCAUUAUCAU
Molecule: messenger RNA, 3371 nt
Organism: Lytechinus pictus (painted urchin)
Lineage: Eukaryota; Metazoa; Echinodermata; Echinoidea; Temnopleuroida; Toxopneustidae
Product: CD151 antigen-like
Exons: 5
Coding region: 869-1231 (120 amino acids)
Cellular component (GO): membrane
Source: RefSeq, a predicted model, not a curated record